Leptinotarsa decemlineata (Colorado potato beetle) is the source of this 830-nucleotide messenger RNA. Its product is annotated as mediator complex subunit 10. The record is from RefSeq and is a predicted model, not a curated record. Gene Ontology annotation, biological process: regulation of transcription by RNA polymerase II. Gene Ontology annotation, molecular function: transcription coregulator activity. Gene Ontology annotation, cellular component: mediator complex. Lineage: Eukaryota; Metazoa; Arthropoda; Insecta; Coleoptera; Chrysomelidae.
AUGACUAGUGACAGGAUGAAGGCUCGAUACGAUCUCUCGAUACUGGUGGAUUUAAAGGAGAUCGAGUGUGGCUAUACAACCCUCGUCAUAACGAGGGAACUCCUUGUGCAUGGAUUACAGGAAGUUGAUAAAUUGAAAUCUCAAGUGCAAGAUGUUCAUGUUCCAUUAGAAGUUUUUGAUUAUAUCGAUCAAGGACGCAAUCCUCAACUGUACACUAAAGAUUGUAUCGAGAAAGCCUUGGCAAAGAAUGAACAAGUAAAAGGAAAGAUUGAUGCUUACAGAAAGUUCAAAGCUAAUAUGUUACUAGAAUUGAGUCGUACAUUUCCUAAUGAACUAAAUAAGUAUAGAGCUCUGAGAGGAGAUGAAUAAAUAUUUUCUAUUGUAAAUAUUUUAGAAUAAGUUAUAUAAGUUAUGUGCAUUACUUUUAUGUUAAUAUAUUUGUUUUACAUAUUUCUUAUUUUAGGGUCAAUAAUGGCAAUACCUCUUUAUAGGCCAAACAAAAUGCCACCAACUUACUUUCAUUAAUCAAAUUAUUUAUAGACAUUUCAUAAUAGGAACUAUUCUUCCGUCUUUCAGUCAAAAAAAUACUUAUAUAUUACAUUAGAUUUCUUACCGAAGACUUCAAGACGUAUGUGGUAGAGUUCUAUCAGCAAAUUUAUCUUUUAUAGGGAGUUGAAAUUGUAUUAUUUUUUGUGACACCAGAAUCUUUUUUCUGUAUAUUCUUGAGUUGACUUAUAGUACAGAGGUAAUUAUUAAGAAAAAAACAUAGGUAAUUUGAAUUCAAAGUCCUCGGUUAUAUGAAUAUCCAAAUAAAUGGUAUGUUUUAGUUA